Cotesia glomerata is the source of this 965-nucleotide messenger RNA. RefSeq lists its product as uncharacterized. NCBI's taxonomy places the organism in Eukaryota, Metazoa, Arthropoda, Insecta, Hymenoptera, Braconidae. The transcript is spliced from 2 exons. The record is from RefSeq and is a predicted model, not a curated record. Bases 367 to 846 code for a protein of 159 amino acids.
UGAUUGACAUCUGGUUGGCUUGAUGCUCAUCCCAAUCCCCAAUUACACACCUCGCUGGAUUGACACUUGUAUCUGCUAGCUUGUAUUCCAAUUUAUUACUCACGUAUAUUUUUUUGGUUGUCAGGUGAUCGAUGCUUUUUUGUCAUAACAUUACAGCACGUCAUGUAUCGCUGUAAAAAAAUCACUCAUGUUAUUUUUUAUUGAUGCGUUGAGUGACAAUUUAAAUUAAAAAUUAAAUGUCGUAAUAAUGCUGCAGUUUUAUCUAUUUGAUCAAUCUUUUAUAACUGUUGACACAAUUUUUCCGAUUGACAAAUUAAUGUUUCCAAUAAAUAUCAAAGGUAUGUUUUUUUAAAUGAAUGACAAACAAUGGGAAAAGACAAAGCAAAGACGUUUAAUAGUAUAAUCCAGGCAAUUAAUACUUUAAAUCGACAGUCAAGUUGUUUUGGCAAAAGAAUAUUGAAAUAUAUUUCUUCCCAGCUUAAUACUGACGAAGAAUUAAUCAAACGACCGUUAUCGGAUAUUCUGGAAGCUUAUGAGGAGUUUGGGAUUCUGAAACGAGAUCAUAAAGGGGAGUUAAAGUUGAAUGACACCGCUCAGCGUCCAUCAGUAGCCAGUUUACGUCUACCUCGUCGUCCCCAAGGCUGUAAAUGCCCGGAUUGCGUUGGAAAAUGCGGGUUCUGUCCGACGCGCAGUGGCAAGAUAGCCAAGAGAAAACCCGGUCAAAAAAAAUGCUCUCACUGUGGCAGGGGUCGUUGGUUGGCUGAACAGAGACGAAAGAGACAGAAAAAACGAUUAAGGAAAAGGACAAAUAAAAAUAAACGUAUUGAAAGACGUAGUCGGAAAUAAAACAACAUUUUUAUUAAAUUAAUUACUGGAUAAAUUUAAUAAUCCUGUUGAGCUUACAGAUUAUUUAUCAAGAUAAUAUAAAUAUUUGCUAUGUAUAUUACGUAAAUAAAAAAUUUUAG